AUGGCUCGACAACAGGCCAUGUCAAUGGAGGCGAUGCUCGACGAAGAGCGAAGAGAGGUGCUUGCGCUGCUAGAGGGGAAUUCGAACCAGCGGCCCAGAGCUCCCAGCUCGCUAGGCGCGCGCUCUCCAUCCCCUUACACGUCGCCGCGGUCUCCGGUGCGCAGCAUGUUAGAUAUUGGUGAUAGCCCUUCAUCCCUUACACUCCUGUCUCCAGCGUCUCCAAAGAGUCUGGCUACUAAGACAACUUCCCCGCCAUUAGCCCCUGUGAGGAGCAUGCUCGACGUCGACAGCCCACCGCCACCGCCAGUCCGGAGCAUGCUGGAUAUUGACACCCCACCCGGCGCGAAGCAGGUGCUGAGCACACCCUCAUCACCCACUGACUCGAGUUCCCGCUCUCACGGAGCGACUAACACGCACCCGAGGAGCAUGUCGGAUGCUGCAAUCCGGCCAGUCGACUUCGGGCCACGGUCGAUGGGCACUCGGCAUGACCCAACUUCGGAGUACCAGUUCUCUGGGAUCAUCACCAACACGGGUCAAGCGCUCCCAAAACGGGUCACGCAGGGAGGCAAACGUGCUAGCGCUAUGGCCGAAGUAAUGAGAGGAAACGAUGUAGCCGGCUUGGUUCUCCCUGGCGAUCGAGGCCGUCAUCAUUCAGUCGCCGGGCCCUCAAUGCGGCUUCAGAACAAGUCGAAGUCGCCGCAUAAUCGGUUUGGCCUUCGGUCUCACUCCCCUAAGGCGUCCCCGCUCUUGGGUCGCACACUGAGCCCUGCCGGACGGGCAAUGCUCGGUGACAAUCAGACUGUCGAUUAUAACAAUGCCUACAGGCACCUUUCGGAUGCUGCCCUUGCCCGCUCCGGAGGCAGCCUGUCGGAGCUUGGGUUGCGGAAGCGGUCAGACGAUUCGCCUGGGACCGGAAGACUAGCUAAGGACUACCUGGGCCCAGACGGUGAGCUACUUGCCGAAGAUAGCAGCGAUGAUAAUGGAGGGAGCUCGUCUGAGGAGGAUGAUCGCGGGAGGAAGGCUGCCCGAAAUUUUGAUAAGCACAAGCCGACGAACGGGUCCGAGUCUCCCGAAUCACCGAGGAAGGUGCGCAGCCUGCUCGCGGCUGCCGAGGAAGAACGUAUCCAGGUAGCGGCGCAACAGCCAGCGUACCAGUACAGGUCGCUUCUUGAUGAGCCCGAGAUAACAGUGACUGCGCCAUCUGGCGAGCGGUUGAAGCACAACAAAACUGUCAUACACCCAGCCACCAGCUUUGAUCUUCCCCCUAGGUCCGGCUCUCGCACACCCGUAGACUCGGAUACGGAGGCGGAUCUCACGGACAUCAAGCGAGCACAGAAGCUGUCCUUCUCCAUGACGCAGAUCAUGGACACGCCCGAGUCUCACCGGACAAUCCAAAUCAUCACACGGGGCGAGUAUGCGAAGCUCGUUCGAGAAGCCGAAGAAGAGCACCGGCCUCCCCGCAAGUACCUGGUGGCGACCGACUUGAGCGAUGAAUCGACGCAUGCGCUCGAAUGGGCCAUUGGCACGGUGCUCCGCGACGGGGACACCCUCCUCGCCAUCUAUUGUGUUGACGAGGAGACAGGGGUCAUAGCAGGGGACGGCAACUCGGUGGUGCCCGAUGAGCCCAAGGCUAUGAAGGAGCAGGCAGCAGCUAUCAAUGCGGUAGCGGCCAGCAAGACGCCCGUCACGCCGAGCGGGACCAACCUGCCACUCCACACGCGCACCACACCGUUCUCACACAUGUCGGAUGCGAGCACGUCCCCCGCACCGUCGAGCAGGGAGCGCAGCAAGGCUGAGGAGGAGAGAUACCGCGCGGUGCAUGACAUUAGCGAGCGCGUGACCAAGCUGCUGCGGAAAACGAGGCUUCAGGUCAGGGUUAUUGUCGAGGUGCUGCAUUGCAAGAACCCGAAGCAUCUGAUUACCGAGGUGAUUGACCUGGUGAGCCCGACGCUGGUCAUUCUGGGAAGUAGGGGAAGGAGUGCGCUCAAAGGUGUCAUCCUGGGCUCGUUUUCCAACUACCUGGUUACCAAGAGCUCAGUACCAGUUAUGGUAGCCAGGAAGCGCCUGAGAAAGCAAGGCAAGUAUAAGCGGGUACCGUCUACUAAGCAGAUCAACAACCUCCAUAACCCCGUGGCGAGGAGUUUGGCAAAUGCCAAGAUUGAUUAG
Messenger RNA from Canariomyces notabilis, 2166 nucleotides. RefSeq names its product adenine nucleotide alpha hydrolases-like protein. Bases 1 to 2166 code for a protein of 721 amino acids. NCBI's taxonomy places the organism in Eukaryota, Fungi, Ascomycota, Sordariomycetes, Sordariales, Chaetomiaceae. The transcript is spliced from 3 exons. The record is from RefSeq and is a predicted model, not a curated record.